Molecule: messenger RNA, 1853 nt
Organism: Camellia sinensis
Lineage: Eukaryota; Viridiplantae; Streptophyta; Magnoliopsida; Ericales; Theaceae
Product: Regulator of Vps4 activity in the MVB pathway protein
Biological process (GO): protein transport
Source: RefSeq, a predicted model, not a curated record
CUCUCUCUCCCUCUCUAUAACUCUAUUACAUAGGGAGGGAGAGAGAGAAUUUCGUUCUUCUUUCUGUAUCCAUCUGUAGCCGGGUUUCUUGCUUUCUCUCUCAAAACUAGCUUCUUGUUUUCUUUACUUUGGCUUUAUUCAAUGCGAAUUCUUGGCGUAACUUGAUUCACAUUUAAAGAACAUUUGUUCUUUAAAUUCUCAGCACAUCAUUCAAUCAUUUUUGUAAUCUUCGAUAUUGAUACAUUCUUCUUUGAUAUAUACGUAAUAAUAAUAACAAAGAGUGCAAAAGAUCAACAUGUUUGAAGGGUUAUUGAAGAGCAAAUUCUACUCAAAAUGCAAGUCUGCAAUCAAGCUCACGAAGACUCGAAUCGAUAUGAUAAAGAGGAAGAGAAACGCAAUGGAGAAGUUUCUGAGGAAAGACAUUGCAGAUCUUCUCAAAACUGGUCUCGACAUCAAUGCCUAUGGCAGGUCUGAAGGGUUUCUGGUUGAGCUGAACAUGUCAGCUUGUUAUGAUUUCAUCGAGCAAUUUUGUGGGUGUAUCUUGAAUCAUCUUUCCUUGAUGAACAAACAGAGAGAAUGUCCAGAGGAAUGCAAGGAAGCUGUACCAUCUUUGAUGUUCGCAGCAGCAAGAUUUGCUGAUUUGCCAGAACUGCGCGACCUUAGAAGUAUAUUUUCUGAAAGAUACGGGAAUUCCAUUGAAGCUUAUGUGGAUCAGAAGUUUGUUGAGAAGUUGAAGCCUAUGCCGCCUACGAAGGACAUGAAGCUUCAAUUGCUGCAAGAUAUAGCAUUAGAGUCUGGUUUAGAAUGGGAUUCGAAGGCUUUGGAGCAGAAGCUUUAUAAUCCUCCCCCAUCGGAACAAGACUUGUCUGAGAAUGCCAAUGAUGACAAAAACAAAUUGCACAGAAGCAAGGAUGAACCUGUCCGAAAAACAGGCAACCCUGCUAAACAACACCAUGCAAGUGAUGCUCCUCCAAAAAGGAACAAGGAGGACGAUGAUCGAUACAAACCACGUGGUAGUGAAAAUCGGGAAAAAACUCCCAGUAUAGAUAUUCGAGUGGCAAGAACUGACCAAAAUGACCCACAGACGAAUUCAAAUUCAGAAAGAAAGGUUUCUGAGGAAAACGCUGAUGACAAAAAGCAGCAGCCCUCCCACCAUAGAUUUAUCCCCCCUCCUUACACCAAACCAAAGGCCAGUGAAACUGAAAUCAAUGGUCGUGAUACAGUUGCUGAUGCUAAGCCAAAACCAAGAUCAGUUCGAAGGACGCGCGUGAAACCUCCACCGGCACAUGAGAACAUUGGCAGCGAUGAAGCUGCAAAACCAGGCCUUAAAAUGGUGAAGGAGGACGUUUGUGAUGAGGAGGAUGAAGAGGAAAGGGCGAUGGAUAGGCUUUUGAUGCGUUACAGUACAAAACAAUCGCCUUAUGAGAUGGGGAAAGUAAAAGAAGCUCUCAAGCCUCCUCGUUUGCAAGAACAAUCCAAAGAUGGUCCUACUCCGGCUAGAGCAACGUCUCUCCCACCCGAACCAACGAAUCCAAUUGAGAUGACGAGUAAUGGGCCUGAGCGAGCAUCUUCAUUUCAACCAGAUACUGGGCAUGUGCAUCCAAAGCUGCCGGACUAUGAUGAUUUUCUUGCAAGGCUUGCUGCUCUUAAAGGGAAGUAAAAAAUAUCAGAAAAUCAUGAAAAGCUUAAACCAAAAAAUCAUUUUUUUAUUAACAAUUGUUUCAUUCUUUACACACAAAGUGUACUACAUUCUUAUAGUUCUUCCCAUCAAAAUUGUAACUGUGCAUCGGUGAUCUUUAUUGGGUUCUCUACAAGUUUACAGGCAUAUGAUAUAUAUCAAAUUUCUUUUUCAA